GUCACUACUUGGUGAUUUAAAUUGCAGUGGCAGAAGUUCGCUGGUGGGAACAUAUUGGACAGUCUGGUGCCAUCACACGUCUCCUCUCCUCACAGUUAAAACAAUUGGGAAUUUUCUCCGCAUACAGGACAAGUGAAGCGUGAGAGUCCAGAUUUGGCUACAAGUGGCUGGAAAUGUUUGCUAGAGUGGCCAAGCAGCUCACACAAGAGCUGGACUCUGACGGGAGGCUCAUUCCUAUAUCCAGCUUGGCUAGUGCCGAUCGUUACAGACUCUUCUCUUUGGUCAUGAAGGAAGAGUCCAGGCUGCCUUGGCAACCCAGAAAAUAUCUCGCCACCCCCUACAAACUUACAGAUGUAUUCAAAGAAGGAACAACUAUGGAUGCAGAGGUGAAAUAUGAUGAUCUGUUAGGAUACUCCGAGACCACAGGCCAGAAUGCAGGAGGAAAGCUCAGCCUUAAGUUACAGACCACUGAGGUGGACUUUGGUGGCUCAGGGAAGAGUUCAUUCUCUGUCUCUCAGAUAUCCGUGAGAAAAGCCUACGUGGUUGAAAAAGGGCAGUGGAAAAUUGACACAUCGCACAAGUUCAUAAAAGAAUUUUCAGGCUCCCCUAGGAGGAAGUUGUAUGUCGUGACUGAGGCUUUUGAGAUAAAGGAACCAUUGCUCAUUGAGAAGACGAGCCAGGGAGGAGGCAAAGUCAUGAUUACAGCAGGGGAAAUAGGUGGAAUACAGGGGCGGGGCAAGAGCAUUAAAAAGAAGAUGAUGCUGAUUCCUCAGGGCACAGUGCUGGCAUAUGUCGUACAACCCCUGAAUAUCCAGAAGGAAAUAACUCUCUGUGCCAGUGCGGAUUUACAAAACUGGAAAUCUUCAUUUGUUUCUGAUGGCUUCAAGGAUGAGUCACAGCCUUCACUAACAGUAUUUCAGGAAGUGAAGGGCACCAUCAAAAGAGAAUGUGAGCCGCUGAUGUCUCUGAGUCAGGAUUUCAGGAUCAAACUGCUGGGAACCUUUAAGAGUUUUCUGCAGGACGGUGAUGUUAUAUCAGAUGUUAAAACUGUGCUGGAACUGUUCUUGGCAGGGGGUCAACCUAAGCACUCAAUGUUGGACUCAUUGGAUAAAAUUCUCCGGCCUCAGGUGGAAAAUUUGCUCCAUGAUUUAGGAGUUUCCUGUGAGAAUCAGAGAGAAGAAGCCCCUUCCUUAUUGCAACCGGUACACUUCCUGUGUUCUUCUUUAGAAGAUCUGGACGUUAGAGUGCUGCCCCUGCUUGUGACCUGCAUAGAGAAGAACAUGGUGACCAAGCAGCUUGCGCUGAUGAAUGACAUCUUGGAGUGGGGGCUUCUUUCCAGUGACGAAGCAAGCAUCUUCAGCCUGGCCUCUUCUGUGCCAGAAGAAGAAAAGAACAUAACUGCAGAAAUGAUGGAUACGUGCGGACUGAUUCCAGAGACAGACAGACCCUCUCUCACCUACCUGUGGAAUAAGGAAGCCCAAUCAAACCUAACUGUACUGUAUGCAGCCUUGUAUGCUUUGUGGAUUCUAAGUGAGUGAUACCAGUUUAAGUGGGAGGGUGUAAAUAUAAAAAAUGUGGAUCAACAAAGAGCUACAAAUCAUCCCCCUAAAGUAGGGUUGGGCAAAUUACAGCCCGCGGGCCACAUCUGGUCUGUCAGACCAUUUAAUCCGGCCCUCAGCUCCCGCUGGGGAGCGGGGUCUGGAGCUUCCCCUGCUCCCGCCCUCCAGCAAGGGAACAGGGUUGAGUGCUUUCCCCACUCCGCUGCCCCAUCUGCAG
This is a messenger RNA of Gopherus evgoodei (Goodes thornscrub tortoise), 1776 nucleotides long. Its product is annotated as gasdermin-C3-like. NCBI's taxonomy places the organism in Eukaryota, Metazoa, Chordata, Testudines, Testudinidae. Bases 174 to 1538 code for a protein of 454 amino acids. The transcript has 11 exons. The record is from RefSeq and is a predicted model, not a curated record.